Fusarium venenatum is the source of this 612-nucleotide messenger RNA. The record is from RefSeq and is a predicted model, not a curated record. NCBI's taxonomy places the organism in Eukaryota, Fungi, Ascomycota, Sordariomycetes, Hypocreales, Nectriaceae.
AUGACGCGAGUCUCAGUCUACACAACGGCCCUGGCGGCUUUUGUAGCUGCGACUGUUAUGAUCGUGGUUCCGAUAUGGCUGCCAAACUGGUUGACCUACUCCGUUACUUCGGUUACUGGCGAAACUAUCGAGAAGCACAUCGGUCUACACAAGAGCUGUUCGACGUUGGAUGACCCGUACUGUCGAGACUUUCCUCCCAAGGAUCUAUGUGAAGGGGGAGAGCGAUACUUCUGUUCUAUGUGGAGGACUGUCGGUUUCUUGGCUUCUCUCACAACUCUGUUGUGUUUGGGUGGCCUGGUGACUUUUGUUGUCAUUAUGAGUGGAGGCAAAUACAAGCGUGAGACAGGAUGGCCUUUUGCCGCCGCAUUCUUGACGCUUGUAGCUGUGGUCGAGUUUGUAUCCAUUUCUAUUGUGCAGCUAAUCGGACAGGCCUAUCUUUAUGAUCACGAUGACCAGUUUACUAUCCCGGGUUGGCAUCUGGAUACCUCUUUUUACCUCAGCACCGUCGGUGCCGUCAUUAGUCUUCUGACUGCUGCUGGUAUUGCUUUCUCAGCAUACCUGCUACCUCCUGAGGAAGGUUACGAUUUCCUCUCGGACCCGCUUGAUGCUUAG